Molecule: messenger RNA, 2455 nt
Organism: Amoebophrya sp. A120
Lineage: Eukaryota; Dinophyceae; Syndiniales; Amoebophryaceae
Source: the annotation of a GenBank genome assembly
GUACAGGCUUCGCAUCAAAGACUCUCCGGCGUCGUUUCUGUAUCUAUCUGUUGCACCGCGUUCGUGAUAGAUUAGGCUCUCGUGAUCCGACUGUCGCAGGGAAGCAAUGGAUAUCACUUUCUCGUCAUUGUAAUUUCGCGAAGGAAUAUCAAUAUGUCGUGGCCAGAAAUUUAAUUUUUUUGCUCGGGUGUCGUUGUCGUUUCUUGGGGUCGUACCGAUGGUUUAAGUCAGUUCCUUCGCAGUAGAAAUGUCGUUUCUAGGACCAGGAGGUCGUAUUGUAGGUGCUUUUGGUCGUGUUGUAUCAGAAGUGAAGUGGUGGAGGUUUUUUUGAAGGCGAGUAACAAGUUAACACCGACCAUCAUUUUUCUUGGACCAAGCAACUGGAACAGACGCGAUCUGUAUUUACAAGAAGUAGUAUCCUCGUCGGCUGUCAAACUAAAUUUUGAUCAAGAUGCAGAAAUCGCUCCGGACGCCCGGGUCUAUGAAGAAGAAGUACCUGACCAGUUUCCUUGAUACAGCCCAAAAAUCCCACCAGAACAGCGUCGUGCGGAGUAUUGCCUUCGAAAUCACGCAGCUGCAAAAAGAAAAUGAAGAUGUUAAUCCGCUGGACAUCUCUCUUUCCGUCUCAGAAGAGAGUCGCGACGCCGAUUUUCGCUGGAGCAAGAAGCGGUUGCAUUUUCACGGCAAACGAAGGCUGACGAAAGACACUAUUUCCAGUUGCAGUGACUACGAGGUUGAACCCCUGGAGGAAGUAGUGGCCCCGCAGCAGCAUGCGGCAAAAAAGAGGAAGGAGGACCAAUAUCUUCCCCAGCAAGUGCAACAGACUCAAAAACCAUCGUGGACUGCGAAACCUGUAGAAAAACAAGCUGAAAAAGAAGACAACUGCGACUCCGCCGCCGGCGGGAGCGGCUCCAGCGGUUGGAACGAAAAGCAGGAAUCAGCCGCGAGUCGGCGCAGCCCCAAGAAAGAGAUUUCCUCGUCCGGUGCUGGCGGUGAGUCCUCUUCGACCGAGAAUGAAAACGAGCAGCGGACCCUCCGUCGACGCAGCCGCGCAAGCGGAAGCGGUGCUCCGAGCUCACCAUUGAGACCCCGGUCUACUUUGCCGUUGCUGGAAGCUCUGAAGAAGGAACCGGAGGUGGAGACUGCCGAAAUAUUAAAACCUGCCAAAACAGUCUGGGAUCUUAGGACGACUAGUGGUGUAGCUGGCUUUCUGAAGCUCCUCAAAGAACAAAAAGGACAGCUCGUAAAUAGGGCUGUUGAAGAAGAACCGUGUUCAUCCGAACAACCCGUCCCGCCGCAAGCACCCGAGUCGGUUUCCUGCGUGGAUGACUUCUACAUGGAGGUAGACGACGAUGAUGCUGACGACGACGAUAUGAGCGAUAUGGUGGAGAAUAUGAACAUUCACAAGUUCCUGAACUUCCUCAAACUCGACGAGCGGGUCAAUCUGGACAACGAGCUGAUUUUGAAAACCUUCGACCGCUAUGACGCGAAGAGGAAGAAAAACGACAAAACGCAGCACGCAGAGUCGUCGAGCGAGGGACCGCCGGCCGGGCGGGACCAGGAGGUUUUCCUCCGGGGAGGCUCGUUCUCCUUCGGAGCGGCUUUGGGGUCGUCCAUGCGGAAACAAGUCAAACAAGCGGAUGUUAACGGGGAUGACAGUAUCAUCCCAAGCGAGCAGUACGCAAAGCCGGAGACACAAAUCACACCAGAAAGCUGCGCGGAAAGUUGCAAAUUGCAACCGUUGCGACGAUGCAAAACAGUCACCUGGGACGGCGCUGACGAGGGUGCGGACGCGGGAACGGGCGGGUUUGCAGCUGCCGGAACUAAUGUCUGGUGCGACGAAGACAUGGAGAGGCUCGGAGAAAAGCGUUCGUCGAGUAAGUCCCCGGGGCCCGCGGAAUUCUUGGAACAAAUUCGGCUGAUGCGAGAGCAGCAUCGGACAAGAAGCAGGGAAAACUGAAGCAUUACCGACACUGAUGGAACACAAUAAAAGUAUCGUAAGUAUUGCAGUAGUGCAAGAAGGAAAAUAUUUUUUAAUGCGGAUUUUUUACACAACGACAUCAAAUUAGAAUUAAAAAGCUACUGACUGCCUGAAUCAAAUCUCAUGCGUCACACACCCUAGUAAGUAUGAUUCAAUAAAAAGAAGUACCAUUCCAAUUCAUUGUUUCGAAGUUAGCACACAUGCCAGUUUAGUUCUAUCGUGCUUGUUGCAAUUUAUUAGCUGUAGCACGUCAUGAUCGUUAUCUUUGGUUGUCUCACUGUAUUUUAGAGUUGCGUUGUUUUGCUGUCAUGUGUACAUAGCAGCACUAGUGGCAUCUUUCAGCUUAGUACAAUGUUGUACCGAUGCUAUUCCCAGACCAUGUCGCGCGUAGAUUUUCAAAAGUUUGACUUUUCUACGGGAGCGGGUGUGGACCAUUGCAGCAACUUUUACUUGUUUCCACGUCGGAAUGGUGAC